AUGACGAUGCAGUUUCAGAAUCAACAUCAGCAUGUGCUGGGCGCCGUCAGUGACCCGGCGGACCAGUUCAGUUCCUUUGUGCUGCCACUCUCCAUCGCCGGCUUAACGGUUGUCGGACUAUUUUCCCUGCCGGGCGCCGUUGCUCUUCUUUCCCAGGUCCGCAACCGCACGCCAAAAGACAACUUUUACUCGGAUGUCGACGGCACCAGCACGCCAGAAGCUGUUGCUGCAUUUUCCAACAAAUGGCCCAAGCUUGCCAUUCUUCUCCUCGCCCUGACAAGCUUUGACACAUCUGUUGCUUAUUCGAUCUUGACCACCCUUCACGCGGACCGUUAUGGCCUCUUUGUUCCCAGCUGGCUGACUACUGCUGCUCUUGCUGCCAUUUUGCUACAAGCCGUCUUCAUCUUCCUUCACCGGUCUCCCGUCAAAUCCCACGACCUCGGCAUUUGGUCAUUUGGGUCGUCAUUCAUUGCUAUUCUGCUCAACAUACUCCAGACUCACCAUGCUUGGCGGCUCGGAGCUACCAAGACUGACGCUUUUUUCAUUCUUCGAAUAGUCAGCUUGGUAGCUACCAUCUUGCAAUUGUUUGCUAGCAUUUCGCUCCCCCGACGACCGGCCGUCUCCCACAAUGGUAAACCGGUGGACGCGCAGUUUACAGGCUCCUUCCUGAGUCGUUAUACUUGGUCUUGGGGACAGCCCUUGGUUGCGUUGGCCACUAAGAAAGGCGACCUGGACGAAAAAGAUAUUCCAGGCCCAGAUCACAACUUCAGAGCCCGAGAUCUCGUCGAGGCUUGGCACAAGUUUGAAUUCAAGGGCACACUUCUGAAGAAGCUUCUCCGUUCUUAUCUGCCCCUAUUUUUGGUCCAAUGGACUGUCACCAUCUUUCGAUCAUUUAUUGGCCUUGGGCCGUUCUGGGCCAUGCUGCGCGUGAUUGAGCUCUUGGAACAGCGCUAUCCCGAAGGCGAACGACCAAUGGGCCAGAUCCUGAUAUACAUCUGGACGCAAGGAUGGAUCAUGUGGUUUUCCAUGUACAAGACUUCCAUUCCUCUCCGAGGCCAGCUUUCCUCUCUCAUUUUCGAAAAGUCCUUGAAACGAAAAAACGUCAAGAUGGCAGAGAAGGAAACGCCAAAAGCAGACGAAGAUGAGGGCAACGAGGACACAAAGAAACCCGAGGAGGAGACCGUUCUAAAGUCCCGCCAAGCCAUUGUGAAUCUUGUUGGUGUCGACGUCAGGCACGUAUCGAAUCUUGCGGCCUUUCAAUUUUUCAUCAUCAACAGCUUGACCAACUUGUUCUUUUACUGUGGCUUUCUGCUAAAGCUGAUUGGUUUCUUUCCCUUUGCCGCUGGUAUCUUGGCAUGGGCUCUUGUCUUGCCCAUCAACACGUACGCCACCAAGAUCUACAUGAAGCAUCAAGCCCAGCUCAUGAAAGAUCGUGAUGCUAAGCUGGCAAUUGUGAAUGAAGCGUUAUUAGGCAUUCGUCAGAUCAAAUUCACUGCCCUGGAGAACCAGUGGGAAGGUCGUAUUCAAGAGCAACGAGAGAAGGAAUUGACGACUCUGAAGAGAACCUUCAUGGCGGACUCUGUCCUAUUUGCAUGCUGGGUUAUCAGCCCGAUUUUUCUCGCAGCUGCUUCAUUAACUGUCUACUCUGUCCUUCAUGGCAACCUAUCUCCGUCUAUUGCCUUUGUCAGUAUCAGUAUCUUUAAGAGCUUAGAAGUCACACUCUCUGCUCUCCCAGAGCUGCUCACGACAUCUGUCGACACACUUGUUUCGAUCAAGCGAAUUGACACAUAUCUUAGCGGCCCUGAAAUGAAGAGGAUUCUGUCUGAUGGCCCAGAUGUUGCUCUCGAAAAUGCCACCAUCUCCUGGCCUGUUGACGUCGAAACUCCCGACGAAGAACGCUUCAUUCUCAAGAAUAUCAAUCUGUCCUUCCCUGCUGGCGAGCUGUCUGUGAUUUCUGGUAAAACUGGAACAGGAAAGAGUCUGCUGCUCUCUGCUGUACUCGGCGAGGUUGAUCUACUUGAAGGUGCCAUUCAUGCUCCCCCCACCGUAUCGCCGCUUGAGCGCAAUGAUCACGCGGCUCAUCCCGGAAACUGGAUUCUUCCCGGCUCUGUUGCAUAUGUGGCCCAGACCCCUUGGCUCGAAAGCGCUUCCUUCCGAGAUAAUAUUCUAUUCGGCCUCCCGUACAUUGAAGCGAGAUACCAGAAAGCCAUCGAUGUCUGCGCCCUGAAAAAGGAUCUCGAGAUUUUGCCUGAUGGCGAUAAGACAGAACUUGGAGCCAACGGAAUCAAUUUGAGCGGAGGCCAGAAAUGGAGAGUAACAUUGGCACGAGCUAUCUACUCACGCGCCGAAAUUCUGGUCAUGGAUGAUAUUUUCAGCGCUGUUGAUGCUCACGUUGGUCGACACAUUUUCGACAAGUGCAUCAGUGGUGACAUCUGCGAAGGUCGAACUCGAAUCCUGGUUACCCACCACGUGGCGCUCGUUCAAUCCAAGGCUAAAUAUCUGGUGGAACUUGGAGAGGGCACUGUUCUAAACGCUGGCCUGACGUCGGAGCUUGCUGAGGAGGGCAUCCUCGAGAGAAUCAAGACCCAUGAGCAAGACCCGGAGGAGAUUCAGCGUGAAGAAGCGGCUGCUGAAGGCUCGACAGUUGUCAACUCUGAAGAAGGCUCAGUUGCCGGUGCCGAUGGAGCAUCAAGUGAAACCGCCACGGCUGACCAGUUGGCCAAAGAUACGGCUGACCAGGUGGCUAAAGAUAAGGCUGCCAAAGACUUUGUCGAAAAGGAGACUCGCGACAAAGGGCAAGUUAAGAACCGGAUCUAUAUGAGCUACCUGACCCAUAGCGGUGGCUGGCUGUUUUGGAUCAUUCUCGCCGUUUUAUUCUCCAGCUUCGAGGCAGGUAAUCUUGCUCGAAACUGGUGGGUGAAAAUAUGGACGUCUCAAAGCGAGAACCAAGUUGACGGAAUCCAUGCCUUUGAAGCGGAGCAGAAGCACGGUCUUGCCUAUGGUUUCACUUUACAGCACGGCCCGUUCCAUGUUGCCUCGAACUUGCUGAGCGCCGAAUCCACAGAGCAUAAUUUGUACUAUUACUUAUCAAUCUAUGUCGCUCUAUCUGCGGCCAGUGGAUUGGUCGGGACGCUGCGCUUUAUCUGGUCAUUUUAUAUGAGCAUCAAGGCUAGUAGGACCCUGUUCAAGCAAAUUCUCUUCACAGUCCUCCGAACCCCCUUGCGAUGGCUUGACACAGUCCCUGUUGGCCGAAUUCUUAACCGACUCACCUCUGAUUUUGAUAUCAUCGACAACCGCAUCAACAUGGACUUUGGCAUGUUACUCUGGCGUUCUUUGGGUCUCAUGGGCGUCUGUGUCGCCGCUACUCUCGUGUCGCCUUAUAUCCUUCCCUUGGCAUUCGUUUUGGUCAUCUUUGCUGCGAUAGUUGGCAAGAUGUACAUGACUGGUGCCAGGCCCAUGAAGAGAUUGGAAAGCACCUCAAAGUCACCAGUCUUUGAACAAUUCAACGCGACGUUAUCGGGUGUGGCUACGCUUCGAGCGUACCAGAAGACCCAAGUGUACGUGGACCGUAUGUACGCUCAUCUUGAUCAGUGGGACUCUGUAAGCAUUUAUGGCUCUCUGUUCAACCGAUGGAUGAGCUUCCGCAUGGCCUUGAUUGGUACUGCUUUUAGUUCCAUUGUCGGCAUUGUCGUUGCCUUGUCCCCAUCCAUUGACGCUUCCAUGGCUGGCUUCACUUUGGCGUUCGCUGUUGACUUUUCCGGAAACAUCCUCAUGACUCUGUGGAGCUAUACUAGCUUGGAGCUGGAUAUGAAUGCCACCGAGCGUGUUAUCGAGUACGCUGAUCUCAAGACCGAACCGUUGGAUGGAGAGAAGGCACCUGCUGCCUGGCCUACGUCGGGAGAUAUUGAGGUCAAGGAUCUUGUUGUUGGCUAUGCUGAAGAUCUGCCGCCAGUCCUGAAGGGCGUUUCCUUCAAUGUCAAGAAUAAUGAGCGCGUGGGUGUUAUCGGACGUACCGGAGCUGGAAAGUCCUCGCUUACCCUGGCCCUCUUCCGCUUCCUCGAGGCCCGAUCAGGCACUGUCUUGAUUGAUGGUGUGGAUAUUUCCAAAAUUGACCUUCACAGCCUGCGUUCACGAUUGGCCAUCAUUCCUCAGGACCCUGUACUGUUCUCUGGCACUGUCAGGAGCAAUCUUGAUCCAUUCAACGAGCGUACGGACGAAGAACUCCGCGAGUCGCUUCAUCGUGUGCAUUUGGUCGACUCUCAGCCAGCCACGCCCGCCAAUGAGCCAUCUUCUGUCGCUGCUUCUGCCGCUGCUUCAACCACCACUCCAACCAACGCCAACAUCUUCCGGGAUCUCACCAGCGGCAUCGCCGAAUCGGGCGGUAACCUCUCUCAAGGUCAGCGCCAACUCCUCUGCAUGGCCCGAGCUAUCGUCGCGCGACCCAAGAUCAUGGUGCUUGACGAGGCUACCUCGGCUGUGGACAUGGCAACCGAUACGCUCAUCCAGCGCAGCAUCCGCGAGGAAUUCACCGACAGCACGCUCAUCGUUAUUGCGCACCGUCUGAGUACGAUUGCUGAUUUCGACCGCAUUCUCGUUCUUAGCGAGGGAGCUGUGGCGGAAUUCGGAACGCCCAAGGAGCUGUGGGACAAGGAGGGAGGUGUGUUUAGGGACAUGUGUGAGCACAGCGGUGAGCUGGAUAAGCUGCGAGAAACGAUUUUGGGAAAAUAAGAAAACAUGUGGAAAAUACCUAAGAUGUAGUGGAUUCAUUUGGAUAGGUAAAAAAAAGGGGGGGGGGGGGGUCUAAAAUGGGGAUGAAGCUCAAAAGGCUCGUUUGUAUUUAUUGCUUCGCUUCUUUCGAAUUAUUUGCUCUUACGAUAGAUUGUUUGUUAGUGAUGAUCUAAUCAUAGUGGACAAAAUGGCAUUUGGAUGGUCAUAAUUUCGUGUCUCGUCAUUGCUACUAUCUGGAGUACAAUCUCUGUAGAUACCACUAAGGUAUUGAAAAUAAUCGUGAAGAAAUCAAAACUUGCGUUAGAAUGAUCCAUCUUCCUCGCAUUUAGGCCAAUCUGGAUGAGUAUUUUUUUUUUUUUUUUUUCCAAAGAAGAGAACAAAUGAAAAAGAGCCAAUCAAUCCAACCUUGCCGUUCAGCUUCUCCUUUCGCACACUAGUCCACUUAGAACUCCUCUCCAUGAACAACGUCAUCAUCACCAUCGCCAUCAUAGUCAGCAUCAUCAGAGCCCAGGGGCAUCUCAGACUUUAUAUAAUCCUUGAAACCCUUGCUCAUCUUGACUACGGCACGAAUGUGCUUCUCCCCAAUAGUAAUAGUCGGCAGACCUUCCUCAUUGGAGUCGCUCUCGGCCAAAGCCAGCGCCGUCUGCAUAGCGUUGCGAAUCUCUCGUCCAUUCCACUUGAGCACGCGGACCUCCUGGCUCGACCAGAUAAACUGGCGGGCCGCGGUGGCGACGCGGAUCCUGCCGUGGGAAUCACGGUUCAGGCGGUCAAAGUUGUGAGUCCAGAUGCGCUCGCGGUCUUCGUCGCCGAGGUUCUUAUAGUGCAGCGCGACGUGGAUGCGGCUGAGGAAAGCAGUGUCGAAAGAUCGGACACGGUUGGUGGUGAGGAAGAGCACGCCGCGGUAGUACUCCAGGGCACGGAGGAAGACGGAGACGAGGCCGUUGCGAGAAAUGUUCUUUGCGCGGCGGCGCUCGAGAUAGACGUCGGCCUCGUCGAGCAAGACAAGAGCUCCAUAACGCUGGCCCAGCUCGAGGAAGUAGCUGAGGUUGUUCUCGACACGGAACGCAUCGACGCUCAGGUCGCCGCUUGUGAGAGAGAUGAGAGGCCGGUUGGUCAGUUCGGCAAUGCACUCAGCGGUGCAAGUCUUGCCAACACCAGGCGCACCGUGGAGGAGGAAGAUGCGUCCUUCGCCCUUGUUGCGAACGAAGUCAUUGCCCCAGGGAGUGAUUUGGCCAUCGACGCCAGUGGAAUAUUGGCCAAUGAGGGCCUUGACAGUCAUCUUGAUAUCAUCGUCCAAGACGAGAUACUUGAAAGCCUCUUUGUCGGCUUUGACAGGGCUGAGGUUGGCAACGUGGAGAUUUCCCCAACGACGAGUGCCAAGGAUGAAUCCAGGGAUUGUCUUGCUGAGAACAUGGAAGAAGAUAUCGCUGUCAGGCGGGGUAUCGCACAGAGGAUCAAGAUCUUCGAAUCCAUCGUACGGACCAUUGAGCUCCUGAGGUCGAUCUUCAGUGCAGACAGCGCAGCCGCAUCUUGGCAAAUAUCGAGGAAGAUGGUCUUUGUUGGGUAUAUUCUGAGUUACACGGCGGCGGGUGGGAUGAGGAUAUCGUCUUCCUUCCCAGUCCGGCGCGGUAUCAAAGAACUUGUCGAAGCCAGAGGCAUCACAAAUAACACGACCAUUCAUAAAGCCAGUUGGGCCGCCGGGCAGUCUAUUGCCGGAACCAGAGUUGACAAGCAAGCCCUCGUAUUCCAUAUAUGUAGGACGCUUGAGGAGCUCCCAGUACAGCUUGCCUUCUGCGAUGAGUUUUUGACGCAUCUCGACGCCACCUUGGGCAGCAAGGUCUUCUUUCCAAAAGGCUGCGGGAACCACUGACAAAGUGCUGAUUGCUUGUUCACCUGGCCAUGGAUUGACAACAUAGCUCUCCAUAAAGCGGCCAACUUUGGUGCCGUUGGACUCCAGCAGCCAACAGUUUAUCCUGUAGCUGUCAGGACUAUUUAGGUGACGGCUGCCACCACUGACACUGCUAAUGACCAAAGGUGUCCAGAUGUCAUAUUUUUUGGUAUAGAUGACAUUUCCUGGCUUCAAGAGUAGCCAGAAGUACUGGAAAGUUGCCAUAGGAGUCUCGAGUUUGUGGAGCUCCUGUUCCUUGGUAAUCUCAUCUCCAAGACUUUCAUCAAGGAAUUUGAGAAGAGUGUCGAUAUGCUUGACUGUGGUCUCAGCAUACUCGGCACUAUGCGCCUCAGGCUGGUUAUCGCGAUACUCAAGAAGCUCGCGGCGGUGGUGAUACAGCAUGCGAUAGGGUGCGCUGAUAGUAACU
Molecule: messenger RNA, 7043 nt
Organism: Trichoderma atroviride IMI 206040
Lineage: Eukaryota; Fungi; Ascomycota; Sordariomycetes; Hypocreales; Hypocreaceae
Source: RefSeq, a predicted model, not a curated record